Molecule: messenger RNA, 778 nt
Organism: Branchiostoma belcheri (Belcher's lancelet)
Lineage: Eukaryota; Metazoa; Chordata; Leptocardii; Amphioxiformes; Branchiostomatidae
Product: multiple epidermal growth factor-like domains protein 9
Exons: 5
Coding region: 131-763 (210 amino acids)
Source: RefSeq, a predicted model, not a curated record
GGUCACCUGGUUCUUCAGUCAUAUGACCCAAAUCUGUGACGAAAUGGCAUUAGAAAGGUGACAAACUUAUCAGCGAAUUUCAAGACAAAAAGUAACUUUUCCAAAGCAUGUGGAGCAUUCAAGAUGAAAGAUGGUUGGCUGGAUGAACCCAAGAGUUCCAGGUUCUUUGAAAGCUGUUCUGAAUGUUCUAGUAGCUGUUGCAUUCCUCCAACUCCACGGUACUGUGAGCCAGACUUUCAACGUGACGACCGAGGUUACAGUGGUGAACUCCUCCACUAUAGCGGCCUCCACUCCCAUACCAACAACAGAAGUCUUCCCACUCAGUUCUCUCAAUCCACCCACUAUAAACUGUUCAGGCUUUAAUGCCUCAUUGUGCAAUUCAUGUACACCAGGAUAUUAUGCAAACACCACUGCUUUCCCAGACUGCCACUGUUGUCAGGAGUUUGGUCAGGAGGGGCAAUGUCAAUCCUCCUGUCAGAAGUGCCGACCUGGGCACUACCAACCCAACAACAGCUCCAUCUCAUGUCUCAAGUGCCCUAUAGGACACAAUAGCAGCACCUUUGGAAAUCCAGAGUGUUCGGCAUGUAAGCCUGGGUUCUUUGCUAACACAACAGGGAUGGCAGUGUGUCUCCCUUGUUUACCAGGAACAUUUACAAAUAAAACAAAAAGCAGUCAGUGCCAGAAGUGCCCCAAAGGACACAAACAGCCAGAGAUGAGGGCCGAAGAGUGCCAUGAGUGUGAAAUUGGUUCAUUCUGCAAGUAAGAUAACUAGCUAUAG